AUGCGCGUCGCCGUAAUCGGCGCCAACCUUCUUGGUUCUUCCUCGGCUUUCUACAUUCGCAAAGCCCUUGAAGCUAACCGCACUGGUCCCUCAAUUGCUGGGUCCGAGGAACAAUCAACAACGGGUCUCACGAGUACCGAAGUCGGCACAGACGCUUCCGAUCCGGACUCCACACAUGAAAUCGUUGUCUUCGACCGUUUGUCUCGACCGGGAGGAUUUAAGUAUCAGACAUUGCAGCUAGAAGAUGUGUCUGUCCCAGCUGGCACCGCGGCUGAUAUGGAUGUCGCCGCUUCACCGGCACUCGUCUCCCUCAUGAACGAUGCAGGCAUCGACCCUCCGUUGCGGAAAUCAAUGCGCGAUUGGUCCAUUUUUGACUGGGAGAAGGACGACUACAAUAUAGGACAGGUUCACUCUGCCCUGUGCACGAUUGUCCGAGAGAGCCUGUUCUUGUCUGCUUUGUUGCAGAUUUUUGCGCUGCUCUCUGCGGCACACUUUUUCCAGCUGUUUCAGGGGAACGGCUUUCUUCUCUCAUUCGUCGCCUUGAAAAGACGACGACGACACUUCUUAUGGCUGCGUUUUUUCUGGUUUCUCGUGACCCUGUUUUUUGCCGGGGGUGUUGUCCCCAUUGGAUGGCUCAUGCGUCUGUACGAUUCAGUGUUUUUCCGCUCUUGGGUUCAAGUAAUAGGGGGUAUGAUUUACGGGGGUCAUUCCACCUCGGCACUAGCCACGGUCGUCAAACAUAUCCAACAUCACAUUCAAGUCAUAUUGGAGCGUGAUGCUGCUUCGAGUUGUGUCACACUGGGCCAUCUGCUCUCUGCCUGCGGUACGGGAAAGUACGCAAAGGUUUCAGUAACAGAGUUUUUUGCAAAGUUUCAUAUUCAGCAGUCCCUUUUAGAUGAUUGUGUCAGUCCAGGACUCGCUCAGACCUACGGCAAUUCCGCAUGCACUGCCGGUCCCCAUACGAAUGCACUAGCAGGUCUCUUCAACGCUCUUGUGCGCAGCCCUAUACCGACAAGUUUUCGCGCGAAAGCAACGUAUUUUGACUCGGAGCAGACAAAUGCUCUGUGCCCGCAGGUGCUAAAAGCUGCCGGUGCAGAGCUCAGGCUUGGCAUCGAUGUCAGGUCUGUGCAGAAAUCUGGAGAAGCGCAAUAUGAGUUGAGUGGAACGGAUGCAAAUGAACGGCACAAGCUUGUCUCGUUAGGCAAGUUUGACGCGGUCGCACUGGCUGCCAUUAUUGAUCCGGAGGUUUUCAAGACAGAUGCAACAGAUUAUGCCUUGGACCAAGUAUUGGCCCUUGAUCCAGCUUUAUCGGGGCUGCUUGCAGGUGACGUGCGAGUGCUGAACGUGGCGCGAUAUAUCUCUCUAAUCAAGGGAGAAGUGAAACCCCAAUUUUUCAACAAGUCACGAGCUUCUUCGAUCGCCUCUCAUGUGACAGUACUCAAGUCUCCCAACUGUUCAGAUGUGAAAAGAGUAGCAGAUGGCGUAUAUCGCGUUGCGUCAUGGGAAAAGCCGGAACACGGAUCGUCUCUGCUGUCUACCGUAUUUCAGGGCGCCACUGACAUUGUGUCAAUAGAAAGACGACCAAGACGGUAUCAUCCGGCGCCGAUUCGAAAUCUUGACGGGGUUGGGGCACCAAGUUUCAUUUUGGGGACAAGGUUCAUGAAUGCCGCAUGCGUUGACAGAAUAGCGAAUGAUCCAAAUCUUGACAUCUUGUCCGCACGGAACACGGCGUCGUUCUUCAGAGACGGGGUUGCCAAUUGGAAGUGAUAGUAGCAGCGCUAUGGGCUGCUUUUCACCUUUAGCGUAGGCCACAAAUUGGCGUAAUGGUGCGUUCAUUACCCACGCCACUGGUCUUUAGGAAAGCAACUACACAUGGCACAUGUAUAAGUACACAUUCCGUAAACGUCACAUGCUUUCGUA
Messenger RNA from Chondrus crispus (carragheen), 1920 nucleotides. RefSeq lists its product as hypothetical. NCBI's taxonomy places the organism in Eukaryota, Rhodophyta, Florideophyceae, Gigartinales, Gigartinaceae. The record is from RefSeq and is a predicted model, not a curated record. The coding region runs from base 1 to 1767 and encodes 588 amino acids. The transcript is spliced from 2 exons.